Molecule: messenger RNA, 5427 nt
Organism: Rubroshorea leprosula
Lineage: Eukaryota; Viridiplantae; Streptophyta; Magnoliopsida; Malvales; Dipterocarpaceae
Source: the annotation of a GenBank genome assembly
CCAAACACUUUAGACGCCAAAUCCAUCCCCAAUGCUCUUGCUGUUGGGCCGUAGUUACUCCCUGAGGCUGAAGCAAAGAGAAGGCACAGAUUUAACAGAAAAAGUGAAGUUAAACUCAGAUGGCUCCUUGAACAAGUGCAAGGCAAGAUUGGUAGUCAAGGGAUACUCACAACUUGCUGGUAUUGACUUUACAGAAACAUUUGCUCUUGUUGCCAGAUUUGAUACAAUCAAAUUGUUGUUUGCAAUGGCUGCUCAGAAAAGUUGGCUUAUUUACCAACUGGAUGUGAAGUCAACUUUCCUAAAUGGAGAGUUGAAAGAGGAGAUAUAUGUUGAGCAACCUGAUGGUUGUGAAGCUAUGGUGAGAAAUUUUAAAGCUGAUAUGACGAAGAUGUUUGAGAUGAAUGACCUGGGAAAAAUGUCAUAUUUCCUAGGAAUAGAGGUGCAGCAAUCUGGCCAAGGUGUAUUUAUUUGUCAAAGAAAAUAUGCCACACAAAUCUUGAACAGGUUUACAAUGUCAAACUGUAAAGCUGUCAACACACCAAUAGUUCCAGGAACAAAGUUCACAAGUGAAGAUGGAGCUGCAAAGAUUGAACCAGGUUUGGACAGAAGCAUGAUUGGGAGCUUGUUAUACUUGUCAGCAACCAGACCAGAUAUCAUGUAUUCUAUUAGUGUUCUCUCAAGGGUGAUGUAUUCAAGAUCAGACGAGAUAAAGUUGCUUGGUUUUACUAAUAGUGACUGGGCAGGGUCUGAAGAUUGUUGGCAGAAGCUUCUAAUUCCAGCCCAUUUUUUCUACCGCCUAUUGCAAGAGGCUGUAAGCUACAGCAGCCAUUGUGGAAUAUUUACAAUGGUUAUUUCAACCAUUGUAGAUGAACCUCAUUUAAUGAGGUACAAAGAUGGCACUCCCACAGCAGACCAUGUUAAUGAUUUCCUUGGCAUUAUCAAGGAGUUAGCCAAUUUGGGCAUAGACUUUGAUGAUGAAGUGAAUGGUCUGAUUCUUCUCAAUACCUUGCCGGAAUCAUGGGAGAGUUUUAGAUCAACAACAAUCAACUCAUCUCCUGAUGGUCAAGUCACACCGGAAAUUGCCAAAAACAGGAUCUUUGAAGAGGAAAAAAGGAUGCGGGCAUUGGGAGUCUUCUCGCAACCAGAUACUCAAGCUCUUGUCACGGAGAAUAGAGGCAAGAGUAAAACCAGAAAACCCAGAGGACGAGGAGGACGAAGAGGCAGAUCCAAAUCAAAGUCCAAAAGUGAAGUGAAAUGUUAUCAUUGUGGCCAACUAGGCCACAUGAAAAGGAAUUACUACUUGUUGAAAGGAAAAGACAAGAAAAAGGUUGAAGAUAGCAAUACAACCGAUGUAGCAUCUACCAGUGGCGGUGACGUAACUCUACUAUGUGAUCGUGGGGAGUGCUGCCAUGCAAAAAACUCAAAUGCUGAGUGGAUAAUUGAUUCUGUUGCCUCUUAUCAUUGUGUUCCCAAAAGGGAAUAUUUUUCAACAUACAAAGCAGGAGACUUUGGCACCAUAAAAAUGGGAAACAAAAGUGUUUCUCAUAUUAUGGGAGUUGGUGAUAUCUGUGUCCAGACAAAUGUUGGAUGCACAUUAACACUGAAAAAUGUGCGACAUGUUCCCGAUAUGCAUAUGAAUCUGUUAUUAGCUCACAUGAGUGAGAAAGGAUUGCAACUUUUGGCUAAGCAGUCCCUUAUUCCCAUGGCCAAAGGUGAAUAUGUGAAUCCUUGUGAUGUUUGCCUAUUUGGAAAGCAACACCGAGUUUCUUUUCAGAAGAAUUUGACUCGAAAAGAGAACAAGCUGGACUUGGUCUACUCUGAUGUUUGUGGUCCCCUAGAGGUGGAGUCGUUUGGUGGCAAUAAAUAUUUUGUUACCUUUAUUGAUGAUGCAACUCGGAAGGCUUGGCCAUACUUGUUGCAGAAUAAAAGCCAAGUUUUCAAGUAUUUCCAGCAUUACCAUGCUAUGGUGGAAAGGGAGACAGGUUUGAAGUUGAAAUGUCUUCGUACAGAUAAUGGAGGGGAGUACACCUCCAAAGAAUUCAGAGACUACUGUUUGAAGCAUGGCAUAAGGCAUGAAAAGGCGGUUCCUGGCACUCCACAACACAACGGUGUUGUAGAACGGAUGAACCGUACCAUUAUGGAGAAAGUUCGAUGCAUGCUAAGAAUGGCAACUCUACCUAAGCCAUUUUGGGGUGAGGCAGUCAACACAGCAGUGUAUCUGAUCAACCGGUCACCUUCAGUUUCUUUGAACUUUGAAAUCCCGGAGAAAGCUUGGACGGGAAAAGACGUUGGAUACUCUCACUUGAGAGUGUUCGGGUGCAAAGCAUUUAUGCACGUGCCAAAGGAACAGAGAUCAAAGCUGGAUGAUAAAGCCAUUCCAUGCAUUUUUGUUGGAUAUGGUGAUGAGGAGUUUGGCUAUAGACUAUGGGACCCAGAAAAGAAGAAAACUGUUAGAAGUAAAGAUGUCAUGUUUCAUGAACACGAGAAAAUUAAUGAUUUGAAGGAGAACAAAGCUACAGGAAGCUCUAGAGAGGGUGUAGAAGAUUUAACACCGACAAAAACUCCUUCAAGAAAAAUUACAAAUGAAGAAGAGGUGCAAGCACUAAAAGAUGAGACAGAGGAGCCAACAAUUGAAGAAGAUGAAGCAAGUGUAGAUGGGGGAAAUGAUGAGCAAAGGGAGCAACCCCUGCCACAGGAGGAAGAACCUCAGUUGAGAAGGUCCACCAGAGAGCACAAACCAUCUGCAAGAUACGCCAGCUAUGCAGAAGAAAUGAACUCCCUACAUAAAAACAAUACUUAUGAGCUUGUGGAACUUCCCAAAGGAAGAAAAACCCUAAAGAACAAAUGGGUGUUCAAGCUCAAGAAAGAUGGUGACAAGAUAGUUAGAUAUAAGGCUCAGCUGGUGGUAAAGGGUUUCAGUCAGAAAAAGGGGAUUGAUUUUGAUGAAAUAUUUUCCCUAGUGGUGAAGAUGAGCUCAAUUCGAGUUGUGCUCGGUCUAGCAGCAAGCAUGAAUCUUGAGCUUGAGCAGUUAGAUGUAAAAACUGCAUUUCUUCAUGGUGACUUGCAUGAGGAAAUUUAUAUGGAUCAGCCAGAAGAUGUAGAGGAAAUUUGCAAGUUAAAAGAGGAGUUAUCAAAGUCCUUUGACAUGAAGGACUUGGGACCAGCAAAGCAAAUUUUGGGUAUAGCGAUUACCCGUGAUAGAAAGGCUGGGAAGUUGUGGUUAUCACAGGAGAAGUAUGUUGAACGGUUGCUUGAAAGGUUCAACAUGAAACAUGCUAAGCCAAUUAGCACUCCUCUUGCAAAUCACUUCAAGCUAAGUAAACGAUCUUAUCCAACUACCAAAGAAGAAAAGGAGAAAACGUCACCUAUUCCUUAUUCUUCUGCAGUCGGUUCACUGAUGUAUGCAAUGGUAUGUACACGGCCAGACAUUACCCAUGCUGUUGGUGUUGUGAGUAGAUUCUUGUCUGAUCCAGGCAAGAUUCACUGGGAAGCUGUUAAGUGGAUCUUCAGAUAUCUGAGAGGAACUACCAAGUUGUGUUUGACAUUUGGGCAAACUGAACCAAUUCUAAAGGGAUACACAGAUGCAGACAUGGCAAGUGACCUUGAUAAUAGAAAAUCUAUUUUAGGGUAUUUAUUCACUUUUGCAGGGGGAGCUGUAUCAUGGCAAUCAAAAUUGCAGAAGUGUGUUGCCUUGUCAACAACCGAAGCUGAAUACAUUGCAGCUACAGAAGCUGGUAAAGAGAUGCUUUGGAUGCAGAGAUUCCUACAAGAAUUGGGAUUGAAGCAAAAAGAGUAUGUAGUAUUUUGUGACAGCCAGAGUGCUAUAGAUUUGAGCAAGAAUACUAUGUACAAUGCCCGAACAAAACAUAUAGAUCUGAGAUAUCACUGGUUGCGCUUGGUGACAAAGAACAAGCAAUUUCAACUUAGAAAGAUUCACACAAACAACAAUGUUGCUGAUAUGAUGACAAAAGUUCUUCUCAGGGAAAAGUUUGAAUAUUGCACGAAGUUGGCCGGGAUGGACUCCAACUCUUCAAUGUCUCUCUCCAUUUCUUUGAGAAAUAACCGAACAUUCCCAUUCUCAUGGUGUCCGUGUUCACCUGUCUGGAUCAUGCCAGACACCAGGCUAAUUGAACAAGUACGAGAGAUUGAUAAGCUUCCUCUGGACAUGUUAUGUGCAAUUGGAAAGCGCCUCAAGCUACAUGAUUACAUGAACCUUCGGUCUGUCAACACAAGGUUACGGUUGGCAGCCUCUCCAAUUCAAUGGAAAAGUGCAACCUUAGAAGGUCUUAAAGGUUAUAAUUCUCUACUCCCUUGGCUUAUGCUGCAUAGAAGAGGUGACAGUACUUGCAGCUUCAUUAAUCUGUGGGGUGAAAAAUGUCUCAUGGAUAUACCUAAUAACCAACUGAAAAAUGUCAAGAGGGCCUAUUCAAGGGAAGGUUGGUGUCUGAUGUUAGAAGAAAAACAUUCCAUAUAUCUCUGGAAUCCUUUUGUAAAGAAAACCAUUCAGCUUCCAGAUCCACCCCAUAAAGAUUUCACAACUUCAUGUGUCAGUUUCUCUACCUCGAUUGAUUGGGUUGUUUUGAUUUGCCAUUGCCCCGGUUAUUUUUUCAUUGACUACAUCUUUUUGGAGGAAGGAGAAUGGCAUAGUCUUUGCACAGACAACAUGUUCCGAAUUCUCUCCGCUGAUAUCUUGACAUUAUAUGAUGGAGCUUUCUACACUCUUGGUUGGGAGGGGCAGCUACUCGCCAUCAAAGAAACUGGAGUCAAAAUUUUCAAUGAGCUUAAAAGGCCUUGCUCUUCUGACAGUAGCUAUUUGGUAGAAUGUGAUGGGGAGCUUCUGGCGGUGUUUGUAGGUUUCCUUGGAAAGAGGGUUCGAAUUUUCAUGUUAAAUGAGCCUGAGAUGAUUUGGGACGAAGUUGAGAAUCUAGGAAGCAAUACUAUUUAUGUCAGCCACUAUUCGUCUUUCGCUAUACCAGCAACAGAAGGAAUGGAUAACAGAGUUUAUUUCCCAGGAUUCUAUGGCAAGAAUGCUGUCUAUUAUUCUCUUAGCAGCAGAAAGUUUCACGUUCAUGGUACCAAUAAAGUCCUAAAUCGCUUUGACUACACAGAAGAAUUUUAUUAUUGUUGGAUUCAACCCAAAUGGUAACAGAAUGAAUGUAUUCUAGUUAAAUAUUUUCAUGAUUUUUAGUAAUAUUUAAUUAGUUCUUUGAGAAGCCAUGUUAAUUUUGUAGCUUAUGCACAUUUCCUGAUAUAUAAUUUUGUUAGCUUAAUCCAGUGGUAGAUUCUCCAUUCUCUAUUUGCUUUUAGUUUUAUGUUUCUGUUUUCUCCUUUUUGGCCUUCGUGUUUCUGUUUUCUAUAAUGGCUUAGCUUGUCUCCAAAGAGUGGAGUCAAUUCAUUUUAAUAUUGCAAUGAAAAUCUCAUUUUAAG